AUGACGAGCGCUUCAGCUCUUUCCCAAGUUCGAGGUUUCUUGAAAAGAUGUAACCUCUUGGACUAUUACGAUAGAUUCGUUGCAGAAGGAUUUGACCAAUUGCAAUCGCUGUUUGAUGUGACUGAGGCUGACUUAAUUGCAAUGGAUGUUAAGCGAGGCCAUAGAAGACGUCUGCAACGGGAAAUCGCAACUGUCAGAGGAAUCUCUACGGAUCGACCGAUUUAUCUUCCAUUAGACAAUCAAACAUUAAAUGGCAUUCAGAGUAACAUUCCAUCAAAAAUUAAUUGCACACCACUCAACAUUAAUAGUGUGACAUCGGAAUCCCCUCUGCAAGAAGAAAACAGAACAUCUAAAGACGAUGAUCUAUCAGACCCUCAAGAUUUACAAACGAGUGAAUGUACAAAACGAAAGUACAAACGUCAUCCGAAACGUGAUAAAAACGCUCCGGUCAAACCACUUUCGGCUUAUGUCAUGUUCGCGCAUAAAGUUCGUGAAGAAUAUCGUGGAAAAAACAUUCCUUUUCCUAAAAUGGCAAAGAUAAUCGGCGAUCGUUGGAAGACAAUCCCGCCAGAAGAAAAAGAAAUAAUAGAGGCUAGGGCAUCUAAAGCUAAAGAAGAAUAUCAUUCUGCGCUAUCCGUAUAUAAGACCACAGAUGACUGGAAAAAAUAUCAAGAAUACCUUAAGGAGUUUAAGGAAAAAAAUGAAAUGAAGUCUCGAAUUUCAGGAAGUGCAUGUAAAAGACAAAAAUUAGAUAAUUCUCAAGAUUUAGAUAUCACUACUCCGUCAGAAUACUCGAGCAAUCAAUCUUCUAUCGGAUACCAUGCUGAUAAUGGCAGUGGAAAUAUGAGCAGUGGUAGUAAUAAUUCGAACAGCAACAGUAAUGAGAACGGAACUGAGGGACCUCAUCAGACGUCUCGACAUACAAAUAUUCCACAUUCUCCCAGGAAACGUCCCUAUAAAAAUCCUCCCUAUGAUUUUUAUCAUCCUGUGCCAUACAGUAGUGAUUCAUCGGCGUCUAAUUCCUUCGUUGGCCCAUCAUCAAGUGUCUCUUAUACGACUAGUAAUACCAUUUUGGAUGACUUGUUUACUAAAGAUGACGGUAGAACAAAUGAUCCCCGGAGAAACAGUGACUUUAGUGAUGAUUCGACCUUUACGUUCGAUAAUAAUUCUAUUUCGAACAACACUCCGGCUGUUGGAAACAGUGAAACUGAUGAUCCUCCUGUUAAUCAGCAAAAAAUUAUUUGA
This is a messenger RNA of Acaulospora morrowiae, 1245 nucleotides long. NCBI's taxonomy places the organism in Eukaryota, Fungi, Glomeromycota, Glomeromycetes, Diversisporales, Acaulosporaceae. The record is from the annotation of a GenBank genome assembly.